Messenger RNA from Dermochelys coriacea (leatherback sea turtle), 2146 nucleotides. It is a transcript of the gene GTPBP4, whose product is annotated as GTP binding protein 4. Gene Ontology annotation, molecular function: GTP binding; GTPase activity; RNA binding. Gene Ontology annotation, biological process: ribosomal large subunit biogenesis. Gene Ontology annotation, cellular component: nucleolus. The record is from RefSeq and is a predicted model, not a curated record. The transcript has 17 exons. NCBI's taxonomy places the organism in Eukaryota, Metazoa, Chordata, Testudines, Dermochelyidae. The coding region runs from base 297 to 2060 and encodes 587 amino acids.
GUGAAGCUCGUCUUCCGUCCCCCGCCAGCGCCCUCGCCGUGGUAGCGGCGGGGAGGGGGCGCACGUCCUCCCCCUUUCUCCUAACGGCCGCUGGGCGGCAGCUGGUGCUGAGCUGGAGCCAUGUGUGUCAGGAGCGCCGCCCCGUCCCCGGCGCGUGGGACCUUCGCUGCCCCGGGCAGCCUCCGGCCGUGUACACGGCGGGGGAUUUCAUAGAUCUGACAUUGUCGAAGACUCAGCGAAAGACUCCGACAGUCAUUCAUAAGCAUUAUCAAAUCCACCGCAUUCGACAGUUUUACAUGAGAAAAGUUAAAUACACCCAGCAAAAUUACCAUGACAGACUCACCCAAAUCUUAACAGAUUUCCCAAAAUUAGAUGAUAUCCAUCCUUUUUAUGCAGAUUUGAUGAAUGUUCUCUAUGACAAAGAUCAUUACAAGUUGGCCUUAGGACAGAUUAAUAUUGCCAAGAAUCUGAUUGACAAUGUUUCUAAAGAUUAUGUGCGCCUGAUGAAGUAUGGCGAUUCUCUUUAUCGAUGCAAACAGUUGAAACGGGCAGCUCUGGGACGUAUGUGUACGAUUAUCAAAAGGCAGAAGCAAAGUUUAGAAUAUUUGGAACAAGUGCGACAACAUUUGUCCCGUUUGCCAACUAUUGAUCCCAAUACACGAACUCUUCUGUUGUGUGGCUACCCAAAUGUUGGAAAAUCGAGCUUUAUAAAUAAGGUGACAAGAGCAGAUGUGGAAGUGCAGCCUUAUGCCUUUACCACAAAAUCCCUCUUUGUGGGACACAUGGAUUAUAGGUAUCUGCGUUGGCAGGUGGUAGAUACCCCUGGUAUUUUGGAUCAUCCUUUGGAAGAAAGGAAUACCAUUGAGAUGCAGGCUAUAACAGCGCUUGCACAUCUUCGUGCUGCUGUGCUUUUUGUAAUGGAUGUAUCUGAGCAGUGCGGGCAUAGUCUGGAGGAGCAGCUAGAACUCUUCAAAAAUAUUAAACCACUAUUUGCUAAUAAGCCUCUUAUAAUUGUAGCAAACAAGUGUGACGUGAAAAGGAUUUCUGAACUUCCUGAAGAAAAUCAGAAAAUGUUUGAAAAUUUAGAAGCGGAAGGAUUUCCUGUCAUAGAGACAAGUACUCUAACAGAAGAAGGUGUGAUUAAAGUUAAAACAGAGGCCUGUGACAGACUGUUGUCCCAUCGCGUUGAUACCAAAAUGAAAGGAAAUAAGGUGAAUGAAGUGCUGAACCGACUACAUUUAGCUGUACCAAGCAAAAGAGAUAAUAAGGAAAGGCCACCUUUCAUUCCUGAGGGAGCAGUAACACGUAAGAAACGCAUGGAAGUAGAUGCACCUAAAAAGAAGAGGGAGAGAGAUCUUGAAGUGGAAAUGGGAGAUGAUUAUAUUUUGGAUCUUCAGAAAUAUUGGGAUCUAAUGAAUUCAUCUGAAAAAUAUGAUAAGAUACCUGAGAUCUGGGAAGGACAUAACAUAGCUGAUUAUAUUGAUCCAGAUAUCAUGAGGAAACUGGAAGAGUUAGAGAAAGAGGAAGAGCUGAGGCAAGCUGCUGGGGAAUAUGACAGUGAACCAGAAAGUGAAGAUGAGGAAAUGUUGGAAAUCAGACAAUUGGCACAACAGAUUCGAGAAAAAAAGAAACUAAAAAUUCUGGAAUCCAAGGAAAAAGAUACUCAGGGUCCAAAAAUGCCUAGGACAGCUAGAAGGGUCCAACGGAAGAUACUAGAGAAGGAGAUGAGCAGUCUUGGUCUUGACAUGGCUGGUAAAGAUGAAGCACAUUACGUAGUCCAAGCAAGAAGAUCCAGGAGUGUUGCUAGGAAACGUAAACGUGAAGAAUCUGAACCCCCUAAGUCUGCAGCACGCAGUCGCAGUUCCUCUCGCACACCACGUGACACUUCUGGUCUACGAGAUGCAAAGAUGGUGAAGAAGGUUAAGACUAUCAUGAAGAAUUCUCAAAAGAAAAUGAAUCGCUUGGGCAAGAAAGGAGAGGCAGAUAGGCAUGUGUUUGACCUUAAACCCAAACAUUUACUGUCUGGCAAAAGGAAAUCUGGUACAACACAGAGAAGAUAAAAACAUUUUUCUGAAUUAAAGCUACUUUGCUGUCCUGUUUGUUUUUUUCCUAAUAAAAUCUAGAUUGUAUAAUUUGGAAACAAAAA